CACGGAGAGCGUGCGGGCGGCCGCUGCGGGAGCCCGGGUGUGCGCCUCCCGGCGCCAUGCUUCUGCUGGGCAUCUUAACCCUGGCGCUCGCCGGGGGACCCGCGGGCGGCUCAGAGCCAGAGCGGGAGGUGGUGGUGCCCAUCCGACUGGACCCGGACAUCAACGGCCGCCAGUACUACCGGCGGGGUCCCGAGGACCCCGGGGAUCAGGGGCUCAUUUUUCAGAUCACGGCGUUUCGGGAGGACUUCUACCUACACCUGACGCCGGAUGCUCAGUUCCUGGCUCCCGCCUUCGCCACUGAGCAUCUGGGUGUCCCCCUCCAGGGGCUCCCCGGGAACUCGCCAGACCUGCGACGUUGCUUUUACUCCGGGGACGUGAACGCCGAGCCGGAUUCCUUCGCUGCCGUGAGCCUGUGCGGGGGGCUACGCGGCGCCUUCGGUUACCGAGGCGCUGAGUAUGUCAUUAGCCCGCUGCCCAACGCCAGCGCGCCGGCGGCGCAGCGCAACAGCCAGGGCGCACACCUCCUCCAGCGCCGCGGCGCCCCUGGCGGGCCUCCCGGGGAUCCCACCUCCCGCUGCGGGGUGGCUUCAGGCUGGAACCCCGCCAUCCUGCGGGCUCUCGACCCUUACAAGCCUCGGCGGACCGGCUUAGGGGAGAGUCGCAGCCGGCGCAGGUCUGGGCGCGCCAAGCGCUUCGUGUCCAUCCCGCGGUACGUGGAGACACUGGUGGUGGCGGACGAGUCAAUGGUCAAGUUCCACGGCGAGGACUUGGAGCAUUAUCUGCUGACGCUGCUGGCCACCGCGGCGCGACUCUACCGCCAUCCCAGCAUUCUUAACCCCAUCAGCAUCGUCGUGGUCAAGGUGCUGCUUCUCGGAGACCGCGACGCUGGGCCCAAGGUCACAGGCAACGCAGCCUUGACGCUGCGCAACUUCUGUGCCUGGCAGAAGAAGCUGAACAAAGUGAGCGACAAGCACCCCGAGUACUGGGACACCGCCAUCCUCUUCACCAGGCAGGACCUGUGUGGGGCCACCACCUGUGACACGCUGGGCAUGGCCGAUGUGGGCACCAUGUGCGACCCCAAGAGAAGCUGUUCUGUGAUCGAGGACGAUGGGCUCCCAUCAGCCUUCACCACUGCCCACGAGCUGGGCCACGUGUUCAACAUGCCCCAUGACAAUGUGAAAGUGUGUGAGGAGGUGUUCGGGAAACUCCAAGCCAACCACAUGAUGUCCCCAACGCUCAUCCAGAUCGACCGUGCCAACCCCUGGUCAGCCUGCAGCGCCGCCAUCAUCACUGACUUCCUGGACAGUGGGCAUGGAGACUGCCUCCUGGACCAGCCCAGCAAGCCCAUCGCCCUGCCCGAGGACCUGCCGGGUGCCAGCUACACCCUGAGCCAGCAGUGCGAGCUGGCCUUUGGGGUGGGCUCCAAGCCCUGUCCCUACAUGCAGUACUGCACCAAACUGUGGUGCACGGGCAAGGCCAAGGGGCAGAUGGUGUGCCAGACCCGCCACUUCCCCUGGGCGGAUGGCACCAGCUGCGGCGACGGCAAGUUCUGCCUCAAGGGGACCUGUGUGGAGAGACACAACCUCAAUAAGUACAAGGUGGAUGGCUCCUGGGCCAAAUGGGAGCCCUACGGCCCCUGUUCCCGCACCUGUGGCGGGGGAGUGCAGCUGGCCAGGAGGCAGUGCAGCAACCCCACCCCUGCCAACGGGGGCAAGUACUGCGAGGGAGUGAGGGUGAAGUACCGAUCUUGCAGCCUGGAGCCCUGCCCCAGCUCAGCCUCUGGCAAGAGCUUCCGGGAGGAACAGUGUGAGGCCUUCAAUGGCUACAACCACAGCACCAACCGGCUCACCCUCACUGUGUCAUGGGUGCCCAAGUACUCAGGUGUGUCUCCCCAGGACAAGUGCAAGCUCAUCUGCCGAGCCAACGGCACCGGCUACUUCUACGUGCUGGCACCCAAGGUGGUGGAUGGCACGCUGUGUACCCCCGACUCAACCUCAGUCUGCGUCCAGGGCAAGUGCAUCAAGGCCGGCUGCGACGGACACCUGGGCUCCAAGAAGAAGUUCGACAAAUGUGGGGUGUGUGGGGGAGACAAUAAGAGCUGUAAGAAGGUGACAGGACUCUUCACCAAGCCCAUGCACGGCUACAAUUUCGUGGUGGCCAUCCCUGCAGGCGCCUCGAGCAUCGACAUCCGCCAGCGCGGCUACAAGGGGCUGAUUGGCGAUGACAACUACCUGGCCCUGAAGAACAGCCACGGCAAGUACCUGCUCAACGGGCACUUCGUGGUGUCGCCGCUGGAGCGGGACCUGGUGGUGAAGGGCAGUGUGCUGCGCUACAGUGGCACGGGCAUGGCGGUGGAGAGCCUGCAGGCCACCCGGCCCAUCCUGGAGCCCCUGACCGUGGAGGUCCUCUCGGUGGGGAAGAUGACGCCUCCGCGGGUCCGCUAUUCCUUCUAUCUGCCCAAAGAGCCUCGGGAGGACAAGUCCUCCCACUCCAAGGACCCCCGGGGAUCCUCCGUGCUCCACAACAGUGUCCUGAGCCUCUCCAACCAAGUGGAGCAGCCGGAGGACCGGGCGCCCGCGCGCUGGGUGGCGGGCAGCUGGGGCCACCGGCCCGCGGAGACGCGCGCCUGUGGGGACCCCUGCCCGGCCUGGGAGCUCGGCGCCUGGUCGCCCUGCUCCAAGAGCUGCGGCCGGGGCUUUAAGAGACGGCCACUCAAGUGCGUGGGCCACGGAGGGCGGCUGCUGGCCCGGGACCAGUGCAACCUGCGCCGGAAGCCCCAGGAACUGGACUUCUGCAUCUUGCGCCCCUGCUGAGUGGGACCCAUGGGUGCUGCCAGUGUCUGGCCAGCUGGAGCCAUGGGCAGAGGGCAGUGGCCAGGGGCCCACGCCGCGAUGUGACCACAUCCAGGGACAAGGAUCAUGGGUGGGAGUGAGCGGUUCGCUCCUACUCCCUGGCCUGGGCGGGGAGCUAAGUAACUAACACAGUCUACCUCACACCAGGCUCCUCCCGGGCCCAGUCUUGGGACGGGCUGAGAGGUGCGGGUGCUGGGCAAGAGGUGCUGGGGCCCAGCUUCCAAGUGACCCGGAGGAUGGGCACCCCCAGGCAGAACUUCAGGGACCUUGGCCCGCAUCAGGGAGGCCACAGGCUGCCGGAAGAGCCGUGGCCCAGCAGCUUGGCACCCUUGGGGGGCCCUAGGAGCUCUGAGCCGUCUCUGAACAAGGUGCUUUAGCCCACUUUCCUUUUCUGACAUGGACUGAACAAUGACGAUGGGCUGGGGGUGCAGGCGCUGGGGGAGCGUGGGGUGAGGCGUGCCUGCAGCCUGCAGGGCUCUUCUCGGAAAGAGCUGGAUGUAUAAGGCAGUCCUGAGCUUCUCCGCUUCCUCCUCCUCUGGGCCCCUCUUUAAAGAGACACCUCUUCUCCCUGUGUCAUUCAGGCCGCCAGACAAGCGAGGUGUGUGUGUGUGCUUUCACAGAGGUGUCUUCUGAGGCUCUGCAGGAAGGGAAAGGAAUCCGUAGGGAGCCCACUGUUUUCUUCAAGAGGGAUCCGACCAUUAAAAAUUCUGAGACUUAUAAGGGGAGAUGGAUUCUGUAGCUGAAGCAGGGAGGUUGGGGAGAGAUCUAGAGGGCUCUGCUGUCAUGGCUGGGUCCGAGCUUGGGGGGAAUGUCACCCUAGGAUGGGGAAGACGAGGCCCAGUUCUGAUGCCUCUUCCUCCAGGAAGGCAGGUGUAAAUCAGGCUGAUGCCCGCGCUCUGCAUUGCCUCAGAGAACCUUCACAGUUGUCAGGGGAUUUGCCCAGGAGGGCUGGGCGCUGAAAAUGCGCAUGCCUGCAGGUUGGUCUUCAUCCGGCCAGCUCCAUGCAGUCUGGCCUGGGCAUGUCACGCUGCAUCCCAGGCCGUGGUUUCUGCAGUUGGAAAACGGGGUUCACUAUUUGCUACCUCAGGCUGUGCUCUCUGGGAACCUACCCUGGUGCUUCCAGAAGACCUGGCUGUCAUCCUCGGUAGACUGAGCUGCCCAGGCACAAAGAUAGGCCUGGGUGCAUGGCUUUCUGCUCUCUACAGUCUGGCUACUCACUGCGGCUCCAAACACACAGAUGGGGUCUCUUUCUUCAGGUGCCCCGGCAGCAGGUUUCAGGAGAACCAAAAAUCAGUCACCUGACCCAGGGGCCUUGCGAACCGCCAGUGGGAACUGCUGGAGACCUGUCUAUCUGGGAGACAUGUUAGGGGAGUGGAAACCAGGGCAUUUCUAGAGCUCCAAGUGGGAAGAUGUUUUGGGCUUAGAUCCCUUGGCCAAGUAGGGUAUUUCUUGAGAGUUCAGCUGCCUCAGUAUGUACAUGGAAGAUUCUGCUUCUGAGUGUAGGCAAUGAGUCCUGGACUUCUGUGAGGUGAUAUCAGGGCAAGUGUCUUUUAUUUGGUUUCCCCUAAUAGUCAGAAUCCACAAACAGCCAGCCAGCCAGACAGGCCUCUGGGAUGGUGUUCUCUUUCCAGUCUGACCCUGGGCUUAGGCCUUGAGCAGAGCUCCUGCAGGGGGCGUGCAGGUCUGGGGGCCAGGGCUGCAGUCUGGGGAGGCAAGGGACCAGAGUGAGGAGGACUCCUCCCCAUGCAGGAGUGAGCACUUGCCGGGCUGCAAGGCUAAGAGGAGCCCAGGGUGCCAGGCCCGAUGCAGACCCCACUAGCCGACGACAGCACUGUGCCCUGUGCCUGGUGCCCCCAUCCUCGGCGAGGAGAGGGUGGCAUGGGGCUGUGUGGAAUGGGCAGGGGAUGGGGUGGGUGGGAAGGGGGCUUCCAUCAACAGGGUGCUUGGCCUCCAAGCAGAGCAGCUUUACAAAUCAUUUCAAGGAGGGACAACCAGUCUUGUUCCUGACACAAGCUGGGUCUCGAUGCUCUUUCCUGUCGUGAUGUUUUUCUUUUUCGUUUUUAAAAGAUGUAUGACCAAGACAACUUGGGAGGUUUGUCCUGUCUUUGACCAUUUCACUAAUCCGACCGUGCUCUCCAAGGCUGAGCACAGAUGAACCUCAAGGCACAGGUUUCUAGUGACGGAAUAAAAAGUGCCCAAUACUCACGUCCAGUGGAAGAAGAGGAACAUUCUGGAGGCUCCAGGAAGGUCUUCUGUGGGGUGUGGACCAGGAAGGACCUGGGUCAGGAGCCCUCCGCCUCCUCUGACAAUCAUGUGCACUGAUCGGAGGAGUCAAGCAUAUGGGCCUUGCCAGGCUGGCGGGAGGUGGGGGGGGCUGAGGGCAGGUAGAGAGACUUGCGUGCUUCCAGCCCGGAGUCGGCUCUGGAAGGCACGGGACACUGUCAUUACGGAGCCCCCUCCGCGUCUGGUUCUUUUGCAUUCCGUGUACUGCAGAAGGAUGGAAGGACCUGGGUACUGGCCGGGCUGUGUAUACUGUGUAUACGGGGGGGCUGGCUGCUGCGGGGACAACGGCCUACUCCUAAUAAAGUUGUAAGUAUUUAAAA
Molecule: messenger RNA, 5455 nt
Organism: Miniopterus natalensis
Lineage: Eukaryota; Metazoa; Chordata; Mammalia; Chiroptera; Miniopteridae
Source: RefSeq, a predicted model, not a curated record